Aspergillus brunneoviolaceus CBS 621.78 is the source of this 366-nucleotide messenger RNA. Its product is annotated as mitochondrial 37S ribosomal protein bS6m. The record is from RefSeq and is a predicted model, not a curated record. Gene Ontology annotation, molecular function: structural constituent of ribosome; small ribosomal subunit rRNA binding. The transcript has 3 exons. Gene Ontology annotation, cellular component: ribosome; mitochondrial small ribosomal subunit. Gene Ontology annotation, biological process: translation. NCBI's taxonomy places the organism in Eukaryota, Fungi, Ascomycota, Eurotiomycetes, Eurotiales, Aspergillaceae. Bases 1 to 366 code for a protein of 121 amino acids.
AUGUUGUACGAGCUGAUUGCAGUAGUCCGCCCCGGCAGCCUCCACGAGGUCCGCGAUAUCGCCCGGAAUGCCGGCGUCCAGGUCCUGCGCGCCGGCGGCGUAGUCCGCGGCUACACCAACUGGGGCACCUUCACCCUGCCCCGGCCGACCACGAAGCACCAGGCCCGCUACCACGAAGGUCACCACUUCAUCAUGCGCUUCGACUCCUCUGGUGCUGUCCAGCAAGCCGUCCUGCGCACCCUCGGUCUCGAUCCCCGUAUGAUCCGCUUCUCCGUGGUGAAGCUGGGCGACAAGCUGGAGGAGAUCAAGGACGUGGAGGGCAAGGUGGACUGGAACAAAUACCGCCCGCUCACCGACUCCAUCUGA